Mercenaria mercenaria is the source of this 2524-nucleotide messenger RNA. RefSeq names its product BDNF/NT-3 growth factors receptor-like. Gene Ontology annotation, cellular component: signaling receptor complex; axon. Gene Ontology annotation, molecular function: neurotrophin binding; ATP binding; neurotrophin receptor activity. The coding region runs from base 1 to 2130 and encodes 709 amino acids. NCBI's taxonomy places the organism in Eukaryota, Metazoa, Mollusca, Bivalvia, Venerida, Veneridae. Gene Ontology annotation, biological process: cell surface receptor protein tyrosine kinase signaling pathway; cellular response to nerve growth factor stimulus; multicellular organism development. The record is from RefSeq and is a predicted model, not a curated record. The transcript has 12 exons.
AUGUCCGCCGGACAAGAACGGAAGCGAACCAGACAAGUGCAGAAAAAUGAACGCACGCGUACAUCUAACGGACAAUUUUGUCCGAUGGUGUACGUUCCAAACUUUGAACUAGCUCAAAACUUUCCACCGGAUGGAACGAACAUCGCCGGACAAGGAGCAAAUAUCCAAGGCAAUCCGCUGGUGUGCAAUUGUAGUGCCUGGUGGAUAAAACAGGCUGUGAAGAACAAAUUGCUGAAUGGUAGCAAAAACACAAUAUGUCAAAAUGGAAGACCUAUUGGUGAAACGGAUAUAGCAGAAUGUGGGCCACCGAAGAUUGUGAUUGAUCCAGUAUCAUUAGAAAUCAGUGCAGGAGAAAAUAUGUCAGUACUGUGCUCAGGGGCUGGUAAUCCAUCACCACGCGUUUUUUGGAAUAUUACUGACGUUACUUCCGACGUAAGACUGACGUCAUUGGAAAAUGGUCGGGUACAGAAGCUUCAGAUAAUGAACGCAAGUACUGACGAUAAUGGGAAUAUAUCAUGCGUUGCUGAAAACGAAGCACUGUAUAGAAAGAAAGUAGUUCAACUUCACAUCAAGGGAGCACCAAUAAUUAAAGCAAUGUACAAAACAAAGGGUGUCUUCGAAUGUAUUAAUUAUGUGAUUAUCAGUUACCCUGAGCCGAGCAUACAGUGGUUCCACGACGGCAAACUCCUCACUACAAUAGGCGACCAUUCGUCAAUAGACCACCAACGACGCAAAGUUAUAGAGAAUAAUACAAACGAUACAAGAAGGAGGCUUAUUAAAGGAUACCUUUAUUUCAAAAUGGAUAAUUACAUGCACAAUGGUAUUUACACACUUGUUGCCACAAAUGAGUUUGGAUCAACAAAUGGAAGUAUACGUUAUAAUAAAUCAGUACCUCAAGUUUUUGGCGGGGGCGGGCAUUCCAAGGGAAAUUUUGUAUUAAAACCAUCUGAGAGUUUUGUCAACGAGAUCAGACAAGAAGAGAAAAAAGAGGACAAGCGCGUUCAGAUCUAUAUCAUCGUUGGUGUUGGUCUCGUUCUCUUCGCCUCUACUAUGGUGAUUUCGAGUCUUUGCUAUAUAAGAUUUAAGAAACGUGAUCCAACACGGUUUGCAAGAGACGUGUGUCCACAUUCACCUCACAGCCACGAGACCAUACCUCUAAAAUCGUAUCAAAUAAUGGAAAACAUGAACUACAGCAGUAAACCGGACUUUCUACAUUUAGCGAUUAAGCAUAUCCGUCCGGAGUUCGUGAGCUGUAUCGAACCACUUGGCGAGGGGGCCUUUGGGAGGGUGUAUCUUGGCAGGUGUGAAAACAUGCCAAAUGAAGGUGAAAAUGUGAUGGUUGCAAUAAAAAUGCUCAAGAAUGAUAUGACUGAAGACUCAGUGAAAGACUUUGAGAGAGAAUGUGAGGUGCUGACUAAUAUGAACCAUAAGAAUAUUGUGACAUUCUAUGGGGUGUGUAUUCAUGAGGAUACGUGUAUGAUGAUAUUUGAAUAUAUGCAGAAUGGUGAUUUAAACAAUUUUCUCAGAAAGCACGGCCCUGAUGGUUCUAUAUUUGGUAACUUCCGUCCAAAUUCAAUGCUGAACGAGGCAGAAUUACUUCAGAUCGGUCUGCAAGUCGCUGAGGGAAUGUCUUAUUUGGCAUCCCACCAUUUUGUGCAUCGUGAUUUAGCCACGAGGAAUUGUUUAGUUGGCGAAUCUUUGAUUGUCAAAAUUGGAGACUUCGGCAUGUCUCGAGAUAUAUAUAGUACAGACUAUUACAAGGUGGGGGGAAGCGUAAUGCUUCCGGUAAGAUGGUUGCCUCCAGAGUCGUUACUUUAUCGGACAUUUACUAUAGAGUCAGACAUUUGGAGUUUUGGGGUUGUUUUAUGGGAAAUAUUUUCAUACGGGAAACAGCCUUGGUUUCAUCUGUCGAAUCAUGAAGUUAUACAGUAUAUAAUUGACGGUCAUCUGUUAGACUGUCCACCAAAAUGUCCCGAAGAAGUUGGAAAGAUCAUGAUGAGCUGCUGGAAACGAGAGCCACAGGAGCGAAUGUCUAUGUCUGUAAUUCAGAAACAUCUACAAAGACUUUCUGCACAGAGGGAUGACUACACAGCCGGACGCUCACCAGUGUUCGACUGUCAACCAAAGUAGAUAAUCAGCCCUAUGUUGACCACCACAGUAUUAAUGUGUAAAGACCUCGCUACUACUAAACCAAUGUAUAACAUUAAUCAUAUUGUAUAGAAAAUAAGACGUUUAUAAUUUCUCAGAAAUGCAAAAUUUUGAUACGCAUGUUGACCUAUUCCAUCUUGUUGAAAGUCGCUUAAUUCUAAAUAUUAUAACGGAGAAAUACCAUCAAGCCCUUUCUAUAGUAUUGAGAAAAUGUCGGUUUUGUAAAUGAACUAACAGAUAAUAGCACUAGCAUUUUUGUCAGACCAACAAGCAAUGUAUGUGUAAACGGACUAUAGAUACUGUUAUGUACAACACAUGAUUAGCUUCUGUAUGUAUAUAUGUAUAUGGUAUACAAGUUGGAAAUGCAAGGGCAGCA